Molecule: messenger RNA, 713 nt
Organism: Puccinia graminis f. sp. tritici CRL 75-36-700-3
Lineage: Eukaryota; Fungi; Basidiomycota; Pucciniomycetes; Pucciniales; Pucciniaceae
Exons: 3
Coding region: 1-591 (196 amino acids)
Source: RefSeq, a predicted model, not a curated record
AUGAAGACAGAUGUAUUUUCUGUACAUAUACGCCCUCGUAACCUUCACGUUUCCAGUUACCAUAGUCGCCACACCGAUGCGAGGCCCCAGAUUAUAAAACCCAUGCUUCGGGGCACCAUUGAUGGGAAAACACCCCGGCAUAUUCCCGUGCUCAAGAGACGAACCUAUCAACACCUCCAAUUUACAUCUGUUGCUCGUAUUCCAACCAACGCAGUUGAGAUGCGAUUCUUGAACUAUCUUGUAUUCUCAGUGGGCGUGAUGCCCUUGGUACAUGCUUUUGAUCCUCACAUGCAAAAACCCAACUUUCCGUGCCCUGACCCCGAACAUCCAACGAGAGUUAAUGGAUUUUGUAUCAGGGAGCCCGAUCCUCAGGAACUCGUAGACAAAAAGGUAAACCCUGACGAGUAUUUCCGGUUCAUGGUCAAUGCUCCGACUACCGACUCGGGUUUCAACUGUAAAGAUGUAAAUAUCUUGGGUAAACCAGCAAGUACAGGGCAUUGCUGUGCGGCUAAUAUCCCUAAAGGUGUAACCUGGUUGGUGCCCGUUGCAUCUGUUGCAGAUUAUUGUACUUUGACAAGUAUUAUACCAUAAUCAAAGCCCUUUGAGCUUGUCAAAUUUUCAGUUUUUAAAUUUAAAUUCCUUCUUUCUCUGUAAACCAAACUUUGCCUUCGAUACUAUUGUUCUGUAAUUCUAAUCUCACUAGUGUUCAGUCG